CUGUGGCUCCGGUGUUCAUUGAUGUGCUGGGCCCCCGGGGAGAGGGCAUUGGGCUGACCUGUCGAUCUGAAGGCUGGUUCCCCAAACCCGAGCUCCAGUGGGUUGGGAAGAACCGGCAGAAACUGGCAACGGAGACUGCGACUGACAUGACUCAGGACAGGGAGAGCCUGUACCGUGUUGUGAGUCACAUCACUGUCACCGAAAGGGAAAAUAGUGGAGACAUCAGCUGCAUCGUGCGGAAUGGCCUGGUGGAAACCCAGCAACAAUCGGCCGUUCACCUCUCCGGUGACGUCUUCCCCCAGAAGCCUCCCUGGCUGGCUGCAUUCUGGGUAUUGUUUGCUCUGGUUCUCAUUGCUGUCGGAGCUUGUGGAUAUCUUGGAUACACAGUGAAGCAAAAGGCCUCUGAGAAGAAACGGUCUGAAGAGGAGGCUCUGUUAAAAACUGAUAAUGACAAGAAGACCUUGGAAGCAGAAUGCCAGGAGCUGCGUCAGAGGCUGGGUGCUGAGAGGUUGAUGUUGGAAUCAGCUCAGUGACUCGCGCAGACCUGGCACCUACCUGCCUCCCUGACUGGAAGCUCCAGCCCAGCUGCAGUACUGA
Molecule: messenger RNA, 597 nt
Organism: Pelodiscus sinensis (Chinese soft-shelled turtle)
Lineage: Eukaryota; Metazoa; Chordata; Testudines; Trionychidae
Source: RefSeq, a predicted model, not a curated record